AUGGACGCAUCCUCGACAUCACCCCUUUUGCGACCAUCGUCUCCUGCUCUGGAUGUGGCUCCCUCGCUAGCCCUCUACCCCGGUGGCUGUCCUUCGCUCGACGCUCGUUCCGAUCGCUCAGUGUCCACGCCAUCAACGAUAUCUAGCAGAUCCGUCUCAUCUUCUUCAACCCGUUCAGAAUCAGGUCGACGGAAGAAUGGAUACAUGCGUCCCCAAGGAACCGCCUUUUCGGACUCGGCAAGGAACCGCGACAGCGUCAUGAGUCUGGGAAGCAUCGCUCACAUGCAAUAUUACUUUGCUCGCACUGGUCUUCUGGAUGGCAAAGGGGGUCAGUUUGCGAAACCAAAGAAAGGCCUCAAGCAUUUAGACACCGACGUCGCCAUCUAUACCACAUCAGAAGACGGCUUGGUCGAAAGCCCGAAAGACGCCAACGAUGAGUGGUCAGAGCCCAUCAUGCUCCCGCCCACUGUGUCAACAUAUGCAUACAAGGAACCCAAUGUACAACCACCGCCAGAGCUCCCCAUGCUCCGUCGACAGCUUCGCGAAGCACUGGACGACGCUCAGAAAGUACUGCAAGAGUCGGCUGAAGCUAGUCCAUACGACGAUGCCACUCGAGAGGCCAUCGUCGAGUCUGUACGAGCACCCACAAAUCCCGACGAGCCUCCGGUGGCCCAGGGCUGGCACGAGAUUAUGGGUCUCCACCUCCUUGAUAUCAUCACCCUGGCCAUCCGUGCCGCCAAAACAUACUACACAUCACAUCCACACCCUCAACAACUGUAUGCCAUCCAGUCAGAGCGUAAAAUCCGCGGAGACUUGUAUGAGGUCCUCGACGUCUUGAAACGUGCAGCAGCGAGAGAGUUCCGUGGAGGUGUCAAAGAUGAGGAAAGAGCUGGGAUAAAAUCUUGGAUCGAUAGCAUCAACGACUUGAUGUCGAGAGAGAAGUCGCGAGAACAAGAAGAACAAAUUUCACGUGCAAGUUGUGCCUGGCGCUUCGGAGACUGGACUGGCCGUGAACGCGAAAGAGAGUGGCUAUUUAUGUCCUCUUUCGACACUAGUCCGGAGCCGCUUCCACAGUGGACAGAAUCGAUCUCAGAGGAACCAUCGCCGUUCCUUCGAACUUUACAGAGUGGUCUGCGCCUAGUGCAGCUUCACAACGAGAUGGUCCGCCGUUCCGAACGUCCAUUCGGUGAAAUAAAGACCUUCUUUACGGACGUAGCAAAGCCGUAUCGAUGUGCUGAAAACUUGCGCUUCUGGUCAAAAGCUGCAGAGCUUCGAUGGGAGACUCAACUCUCUUUCAACGUGCUUCACGUGGUACACGGCAAAGAUGACGAUGCCUGGAAACAGUUUGACGAGACUGUAUUCAAAUGGUGCCGCGAAGUUCGAGAGGAGAUCUCGAAGGAGUGGGCAGAGUCCGAGAGAUCUGCAUAA
Messenger RNA from Aureobasidium subglaciale EXF-2481, 1428 nucleotides. RefSeq lists its product as uncharacterized. The coding region runs from base 1 to 1428 and encodes 475 amino acids. NCBI's taxonomy places the organism in Eukaryota, Fungi, Ascomycota, Dothideomycetes, Dothideales, Saccotheciaceae. The record is from RefSeq and is a predicted model, not a curated record. The transcript has a single exon.